Molecule: messenger RNA, 429 nt
Organism: Aureobasidium uvarum
Lineage: Eukaryota; Fungi; Ascomycota; Dothideomycetes; Dothideales; Saccotheciaceae
Source: the annotation of a GenBank genome assembly
AUGCAGGUCGAUCCGACUCUGACCAAGACACCACAGNNCUACACCGACGGCAACAUCGUGCGUGAAGGCUACGUUGGCGAGUCCUCGAAGCCCGAGUACUCCUCCGGACGUGGAGGCAUGUGGAUUAUACAACAGGAAAUACAACAAAACGCAAAGACUGACCGAAAACCANNAGGUGCCGGCAACAUUGUCGAUUCGCCAAAAGUCAGACCAGUUGGCGACAAGAGCUCUGCCUCCGAAGACGUGAUUCCCGAACCAGCCAUGCGCAACUCUGCUGGCUACGACAACUUCCACACUGGCGUAAGAAACAUCUACAAGGAAAAAUACGGAGGCCACAGCAGCGCACCCGUCCCGGAAAAGGAAGAGAAGCCGCACGAAAAGGAAAGCUUGGGCGACAAGGUCAAGCACCUUUUCGGCAAGAAGGACUAG